AUGAAAUGGAGUCGACUAUCUGCCAAAAACACUCGUUCUCGGUUCUUUCCAUUCUCAACGUACCAAACGAUAUCUUUCUGUGCAUCUUUGACUUCCUCGACCUUCACGACCUAUUCAUCCUAUGACGGACCAACCAAAUCUUUCGCAGCCUCACCAAACGACCUUCUUCCUUUGAAUGAAAGAUACCGUUUCUGGACAGUUCUGGGCUACACUCGGCCGGAUCAUUACGUGUGCGAAGAUUGCUGUCGAUUGCACCGCUUCGGUAUUCGUCACCGUUAUUUCGGACCCGUUGCCCAGCCCCGGAACAGCGGCAGACCAUAUCAGCUACCCAGCUGCAACCCCGCCAAGACAACCAGCGCCAACAUUGACACGCAUGCUUAUCGCCAUGCGGACAUUCAAAUCGCCUUGAAGUGCCAUAUGAGAGGCCUGUUUGAUAACCAGCUUUACAAACGAGCCAUGGAGACGCGCAGAGACAGAUUCCAACCGGACUAUCUUCCGCUUGGCAAUCUUUGGGCUGUGAAGGAGUCUGUCCCGAAGAUUGUCCGUGGAAGGUUUCUCGUUGCGAGAGAACUGAAGAACAAUGCAAUUAUAAGGAGGACACUAAACUUCCGUCCCAUUUGCCCUCACGAACAUGGAUACGGCGAACACAUUCGUUCUCGUCUUCUACCUCGACAAGCCCGACUUGUUAGCUUCGCCAGUCUACAGCUCCCUGCACCUAUUACGCCGCCGCCUCCAAUGCCCACUUCCAAUACAGCUGCGGAUUUCAAGCGUGCCGUCGUUUCCGCAGAGAGCCAUCCGGGAUGCGAGUUUGUUGGAUCAUGUGACCGCUGUCCAAUUGAUUUUGCUGUCGCCGUCAAGGGUGGGAAGACGUGCGUUCGAGUUUGGUGCGACUACGGGUCCUACGGAACCCCGAUGGAUCUCAGCUGGAGGGUACAUGUCAGCUGUCAGACCAAUGAUGACACGCGUGGUCCGACCUUAAGCCACGAGCCUGGCUCAGUGCGAAGAAUGUUUGAAAGAGGAUGCUAA
Colletotrichum gloeosporioides is the source of this 1026-nucleotide messenger RNA. RefSeq lists its product as uncharacterized. Bases 1 to 1026 code for a protein of 341 amino acids. The transcript has 2 exons. The record is from RefSeq and is a predicted model, not a curated record. NCBI's taxonomy places the organism in Eukaryota, Fungi, Ascomycota, Sordariomycetes, Glomerellales, Glomerellaceae.